Molecule: messenger RNA, 5774 nt
Organism: Nothoprocta perdicaria
Lineage: Eukaryota; Metazoa; Chordata; Aves; Tinamiformes; Tinamidae
Gene: RIMS2
Product: regulating synaptic membrane exocytosis 2
Exons: 26
Coding region: 418-4422 (1334 amino acids)
Biological process (GO): calcium ion-regulated exocytosis of neurotransmitter; positive regulation of synaptic transmission; regulation of synaptic plasticity
Cellular component (GO): presynaptic membrane; cytoskeleton of presynaptic active zone
Molecular function (GO): small GTPase binding; transmembrane transporter binding
Source: RefSeq, a predicted model, not a curated record
UGCCCUCGUUUUUAUGACUUGGGAGCUUUUAUAGCCGGCAGCCAGAUGUGCUGAAACUCCUGACGGCAGCAUCUCUUCACUGCGUGUUUUUAAUAGGCUUGGAGAAAUAUGAGGAGAGCACCUGAAAGCAGCUCGGCUUCCCGCUCGAGCUGGGAAUGCCCAAAAAGCUGCUCGCUGCUCAGGCUUCUUGCUACAGGCAGGAGAAAGCUGCACGGGUGCUAAAUCUUCUGUGACAGAAUUAGAAGAAUAAUGAUUGUACAAUUAGCUCUCAGCCCCUGCUCGUUUAGGCACAGUUUUUACAGAGGUCAGGAGAAAUAUGGAACUUGAUUGGCAUGUUUGCAUCUGAUGGUGUGUGCAAAGCAGAUGACUUUUUAAGACAGGUGGUGAAGAGAAAGAGAAGGGAAGGAAAGAGAGAAAAUGCAAUUUGAGACGCUGCGCCAGGUCUGCAAUUCUGUUUUAUCUCAUUUUCAUGGGGUUUUCUCAUCUCCUCCAAAUAUUUUACAAAAUGAUCUGUUUGGACAGACGCUGAACAACACUAGGAAAAGAAGCCCAUCGAUAUCAAGAGACCAGAACAGAAGAUACGAGCAGCGGGAGGAACGAGACGACUACUCGCAGUAUGCUGCAUCGGACAGUGCGAUGCCCAGGUCACCAUCAGAUUAUUCAGACAGGCGCUCUCAGCGAGGGCCCCAGUUGUAUGAAGAGCCUGAACUGGGUGAUUAUAGAGAUUCCAACCGAAGGAGUCGCAGGCGUUCCAAGGAGUAUCCGGUAGAGGAGGAGGAUGUCCAGAACAGGGAAGAGUAUGAGAGGCAGCGGAGGGAGGAGGAAUACCAGGCGCGGUACCGGAGCGAUCCCAACUUGGCUCGUUAUCCCGUUAAGCCGCAGCCGUAUGAGGAACAAAUGCGCAUCCAUGCCGAGGUGUCGCGAGCACGUCAUGAGCGGAGGCACAGCGAUGUCUCCUUGGCAAAUACUGAGAUGGAAGAUUCCCGGAUAUCUAUGCUGAGGAUGGAACGGCCGUCAAGGCAAAGAUCUGUGUCUGAGCGCAGAGCUGCCAUGGAAAAUCAGCGCUCGUACUCUAUGGAAAGAACUCGAGAGGCUCAGGGACCAAGUCCCAAUCGCCAGAGGACCACAAAUCACAGCCCUCCUACCCCUAGGAGGAGUCCCAUUCCUCUGGAAAGACCAGACAUGAGGCGCUCGGAUUCGCUAAGGAAGCAGCACCAUUUGGAUCCUAAUUCUGCUGUACGGAAAACAAAACGUGAGAAGAUGGAAACCAUGUUACGGAAUGAUUCGCUUAGCUCAGACCAGUCUGAAUCUGUGAGACCUCCGCCACCAAAACCCCAUAAAACCAAAAAGGGAGGUAAAAUGCGCCAGGUUUCAUUAAGUAGCUCAGAAGAAGAACUGGCCUCUACUCCAGAAUAUACGAGUUGUGAUGAUGUAGAGAUUGAAAGUGAAAGUGUUAGUGAAAAAGGAGACAUGGAUUACAACUGGGUGGACCAUACGUCUUGGCAUAGCAGUGAGGCCUCCCCAAUGUCUUUGCAUCCAGUAACCUGGCAGCCAUCCAAAGAUGGAGACCGUCUCAUUGGUCGCAUUUUGUUAAACAAACGACUAAAAGAUGGCAGUGUGCCCAGAGACUCGGGAGCAAUGCUUGGAUUGAAGGUAGUAGGAGGAAAGAUGACUGAAUCGGGUCGACUUUGUGCAUUUAUCACCAAAGUUAAAAAAGGAAGUUUAGCUGAUACAGUGGGGCAUCUAAGACCAGGAGAUGAAGUACUAGAAUGGAAUGGACGGCUACUACAAGGAGCCACCUUUGAGGAGGUGUAUAACAUCAUUUUAGAAUCCAAACCUGAGCCACAGGUGGAGCUUGUAGUUUCAAGGCCAAUAGGGGAUAUUCCCAGAAUACCCGACAGCACACAUGCACAGCUGGAGUCCAGUUCCAGUUCAUUUGAAUCUCAAAAAAUGGACCGACCUUCUAUUUCAGUGACAUCUCCUAUGAGUCCUGGCAUGUUAAGAGAUGUUCCACAGUUCUUGUCUGGACAACUUUCAAUAAAACUGUGGUAUGACAAGGUUGGUCAUCAGUUAAUAGUCACAAUAUUGGGAGCAAAGGAUCUUCCUUCAAGGGAAGACGGGAGGCCAAGAAAUCCUUAUGUUAAAAUUUACUUUCUUCCAGACAGAAGUGAUAAAAAUAAAAGAAGAACAAAAACAGUAAAGAAAACAUUGGAACCUAAGUGGAACCAAACAUUCAUUUAUUCUCCAGUUCACCGGAGAGAAUUUAGAGAACGAAUGUUAGAAAUUACUCUUUGGGACCAAGCACGAGUACGAGAGGAAGAAAGUGAAUUUUUAGGAGAGAUUCUAAUUGAGUUAGAGACAGCAUUACUAGAUGAUGAACCUCACUGGUACAAACUUCAAACACAUGAUGUCUCUUCAUUGCCACUUCCCCACCCUUCACCGUAUUUGCCACGCAGACAGCUCCAUGGCGAGAGCCCCACACGGAGGUUACAAAAUAAAGGCUUAUAUUCAUAUAAUUCAGGGUCCAAAAGAAUCAGUGACAGUGAAGUCUCUGACUACGACUGCGAUGAUGGAAUCGGUGUUGUUUCAGAUUAUCGGCAUAAUGGGAGAGACCUGCAAAGCUCGACGCUAUCAGUGCCAGAACAAGUUAUGUCAUCUAAUCAUUGCUCUCGAUCGGGAUCCCCUCACCGGGGAGAUAGUAUAGGACGGACUAGAUCGUGGUCUCCCAGUGUCCCUCCCCCACAAAGCCGGAAUGUGGAUCCAGGCCUCCGGGGAACGCGGUCUCCCGCAGCGCAUUACAACACCCUGAACCGAAUGGAGAGGCACCGUGUCAUAGAUGACCACUACUCCCCGGACAGAGAGAGGAAUUGUGAAGCAGCAUCUAGACAGCCCUAUCAAAGAUCCAGAUCAACAGAGCAACGUGCUGUGCUGGAGCGGACCAACUCCCGCUCCCGAUCCACAGAGCGUCCUGACUCAAACCUCAUCAGGUCGAUGCCUUCAUUAAUGACGGGAAGAUCUGCCCCUCCUUCACCCGCCUUACCGAGGUCCCAUCCUCGGACCGGAUCUGUUCAAACAAGCCCAUCAAGCACUCCAGUAGUAGGACGAAGGGGGAGGCAGUUACCACAGCUCCCACCAAAAGGGACAUUGGAGAGAAAAGAAAAGACAGCAGAUCCAGAGAAUGGGGAUGCAGGCGCAAUGGAUGUAGAAGAGAGGAAUCGCCAAAUGAAAAUGAGCAAGUACAAACAGGUAGCAGGAUCAGAUUCCAGACUGGAGCAAGAUUAUCAUUCUAAGUAUCGGUCAGGCCGGGAUCCCCAGCGAGGCUCUGACAACGUCUCCAAUAAGUCUUCGGACAGCGACGUGAGCGACGUCUCAGCUGUUUCAAGGACAAGCAGUGCUUCACGCUUCAGCAGCACCAGCUACAUGUCCGUCCAGUCGGAGCGACCAAGAGGAAACAAGAAAAUAAGUGUCUUUACAUCCAAAAUGCAAAGCAGACAGAUGGGCGCCUCAGGAAAGAACAUGACCAAGAGCACCAGCAUUGGCGGGGACAUGUACACGCUGGACAAGAACGACGGCAGCCAGUCGGACACCGCCGUGGGCACCGUUGGCGGCGGCGGCAAGAAGCGGCGCUCCAGCAUCGGUGCCAAGAUGGUCGCCAUCGUGGGGCUCUCGCGGAAGAGCCGCAGCACGUCCCAGCUCAGCCAGACUGAAGCAGGUGGUAAGAAGCUGCGGAGCACAGUGCAGAGGAGCACGGAGACAGGGCUGGCCGUGGAGAUGAGGAACUGGAUGACACGUCAGGCCAGCCGGGAAUCUACGGAUGGGAGCAUGAACAGCUACAGCUCUGAGGGAAAUUUGAUUUUCCCUGGCGUGAGGUUGGCCGCAGACAGCCAGUUCAGUGAUUUUCUGGAUGGACUUGGUCCUGCUCAGCUUGUAGGGCGUCAGACUUUGGCAACACCAUCUAUGGGAGAUAUCCAGGUGGGAAUGAUGGACAAGAAAGGACAGUUGGAAGUAGAAAUAAUUCGAGCCCGUGGCCUUGUUGUAAAACCAGGUUCAAAGACACUGCCAGCACCAUACGUAAAGGUGUAUCUAUUAGAAAAUGGAGUCUGCAUAGCCAAAAAGAAAACAAAGGUAGCAAGAAAAACGCUGGAACCCCUUUAUCAGCAACUUCUGUCAUUCGAAGAAAGUCCCCAAGGAAAAGUUUUACAGAUAAUUGUUUGGGGAGACUAUGGACGCAUGGACCACAAAUCCUUUAUGGGAGUGGCACAGAUACUUUUAGAUGAACUGGACCUGUCCAACAUGGUGAUUGGGUGGUUCAAACUUUUCCCUCCUUCUUCCCUAGUAGACCCGACUUUAGCUCCUCUCACUAGAAGAGCCUCCCAGUCAUCUCUGGAAAGCUCAACRGGACCUUCGUACGCUCGCUCAUAGCAGCUGUGAAACUCUUGUCAUGGCAACCAGCGUUACAAAAAACAACAACAACAACAACCACCACCACAGGUCGCCAACCCUGGUAACACUGCAUGCUUAAUGUUGUGUCUUCUGAGCCUGUUUCUAGGGCUACGACGCGAUCCUGUGUUCUCAAGGAAGUUGCACACAUUGUGCCCUAUGGAAGGCCCUCAGGUGAAGGACUGACCUUGUAACGGACUGACAGGUUUGGAGUUCAGGGACACUCAGUUUUGGUCCAAUCUGAAGCCAUGGACUAAAUUAAAAGAUUCAGUCUGUCUCAUGCAACAAAAGUCCUUUUCAAUGGCAUAUCUAUUUUGUUGCUCCUGUUUCUUUAUUUAUCUGCCCUCCCUUUCCUGAAGCUUGGUUAUGCCACAGAAAUGGAGUUUCCCUCCCUUGAAGCCCUGUCACAAGUCCAUGGAUUUGCAGACCUUGGAAGAGAAGUGGAAGAAAUGUAAGAGUGACUGGAAAAGUCAGCUGUCAUUUGAAACACUUGAGAUCUGAAAACUCUCCGUACAGGAAAGGUUCAAGACUUAAACAUGACAGGCUUCAUAGCUCCAGCUGUAGUUACAGUGAAACCCCAGAUGCGAUGGACUCUCUGAAAAAUAAAAUUCUAUGGAUAUACUGUACUGUAUGAAAUUAAAGAAACUUUUUUGCAUGGACACAGAUUUAGCUGAACACUUAAAUUAUUUUCUUGGGGCUGCAACUUGAAAAAAAAAGAAUAAAUCAGCCAUUUUCAACAAUUUAUAUUAUUUUUAAAAAUAAAUUUCACUAGUGCAUGGUUUUAAAGGGAAGAGAAUGCAACAGGGUGAUACAAAGACACACCAGUUUAUCAUUCUUUAAACCAGUCAUGGUCUGUAUUUUUGCAGACUUAUAUUAAAAAUAAUUUCUAGCAGAUAUUUAAAAUUCUGUUUAUGUGACAAGAAAUAAGUGUAAUAUAUUAAAUUUAUUUAAAUGUAAAAGGUACAAGCCUUGUAAAGUUCAACAUACUGUGCAAAUUGUACACUUCUUUUACCUCCUUCUUUCUCUCUUCCAAUCUCCGUUCUUCCUUUUGCUCUCUGCCCUCCUAGCUCCCAGGAUAAUCAUCAGAUUCUGAAAUGGCUAAAAUGGCUACCUUUUGACUUAUUACUCUCUUAUGCCCCAUAUUUGGUUCAGGGUUGCAGAUUGUUCUGCAUUUCUGAAUUAUUUGAGAAAAAUAUUGUUUAAGAACUUACUUUUUUCAAGCAUGUUGAAAAGGAUUUUGCAACAUGGCUUGGGAGUACAUUAAUGUAAUUCAGCAUGUAUUUGAUAAAAAAAGAUAUUUGAACUUUUUGCAAUUUAUUGUACAGUGCAUGGUA